AUGAAAAUUUGAAAGGUGUAAAUUGGGUCUAUCUUUGUAGUAUCCAUUGUCGGUCUCGGUUGAAAAGUUAUGUGCUAAUCAUGUGCAAUUAGGAAAAAUAUACUAUUAAAGUAAUCCUGGGAAAUUUUUCAAGUUGUGUCUUGUGAGUGAUAUUCCUUUGUGCUGUGAAUUCAAGUAAAAAAAUGUAGUGCAAAGUGGUGUGAGCUUUGGAAUACAAAGAAAAAAUCACGAUAGCACCUCGCAGGGGGUUCGAAAAUGGAUAUUUUGCUGUUACAUGCGCUUGAAUUUUUCUGAGUCAUUUAUGCGAUAAACACUAUGAGCCUCCACUUGGUGUUCGAUAGCAUAUAAAUAUGCCACAGAGUAUUAAAGCAGGGUAAAAAAUACCCCAAAAGAAAGGAAAACCUGAAGACACGCCACCACUAUUGAGGGUGGACCUCUUGCAUAGACAGUAUGGGGAAUAUGGCUGCCGUUUACAAUACAUCGGGGGUGCGGCGCUAAAGGGGGUUGCAAAUAUGUAGAAAAUUUCCAGCCGUCACCCAACCCACCUCCGUAACACACUACGCGUUACCUUCUAAAAUCAUUGAUUAAUGUUCAAAGUUCACUAUUCAUUCAUAAAAAUUAUUUAUCCAUAAAUAUUAAUUACCAUUAAGGUACACUAAAUUUAUCAAAUAAUUGACUACCAGGUACAAUUAUACAGAAAAUAAAUCCUCACAGGAUUUUUUAGGAUUCUUUAAUAUCUUCAGGGUCAAAGACAAAAAAUAUAACAAUAAUUAGACUGAGAAUUCAGAAUUUUUGUGCAGCCAUUUAAUGUUUAUGUAUAUACUACAUAUGUGGUUACAAAUUACAAACAUUUAGUUGAUAUUUCACAAAAUUUUUUGGACAAAUAUUGAUAUUCUAGCGAAUAUUUUCUGAUAUAAAAACAUAUAUUCACACCACCCAGAGAGAUACAGUGCAAAAAAAAAUUAAAACGAUAAUAAAAGAUCAACAUUUUAUUCUCUCUAUUGAGUACAUACCUACCUAUAGGUUUUACAGGAUCAAAUUUGAAAAGCAUUUUAAAAGCUAAAAAAGUGAAAUUAUAAUAAAGAAAAGGAUAGCAUAAUGAAGCAGAUAAAUGUGUCGAUUGUCGGCAUGUCCGGUACGGAGAAGGAACGUGGACAAAUUGGAGUGGGCAAGUCAUGUCUCUGCAAUCGAUUCGUGCGACCACUAAACGAUGAUUACUUCAUUGAUCACAUAUCAGUAUUAAGUCAGUCUGACUUCUCUGGUCGUGUUGUUAACAAUGAUCACUUUCUUUACUGGGGAGACGUAAAGAAAACGUCUGACGAAGGUGUUGACUAUGUGUUCCACCUUAUCGAGCAGACAGAGUUUAUGGAUGAUGCCACAUUCCAACCCUUCAAGGUGGGUAAAAUGGAGACUUAUAUGAAGCGCUGCAUUGCUACUAGGGUAACAUCAGCUGAGAAAAUGAUGUACAUCUGCAAGAAUCAAUUGGGUAUUGAAAAGGAGUACGAGCAGAAGAUUUUACCUGAUGGGCGAUUAAAUAUCGAUGGAUUUAUCUGUGUAUUCGACGUGAGUUCAGUACCGAAUCGGAGUGUUGAAAAGCAAGUGGACUUUGUUUGUGGUAUCAUCAAUAAUUUGCUCAAAACAAAAAAACCUGUAUUGCUUGUUACGACCAAGAAUGAUGAAGCUAAUGAACUGUAUGUUCGGGAAGCAGAAAAAAUUUGUCAAAGAAAAGAAUACAAGGGAAGUAUUCUCAUGGUGGAAACGUCCUCGCAUGAGGGAAUUAAUGUGGAGAUGGCAUUUAUUGCUCUAGCUCAGAUGAUUGAUAAAACCAAGCAGAGAACAAAAAUUGUCACUUACCAGGAAGCUGCAAGAUUGCGCAAGGAGCUUCUCGAUACUAGCACUGAAACUGUAACUAGACUGGUUCGUGAUCAAAUUACAGACUACCACACUCUCUGGUCGCAUGCAUCCAAGGCUCUCAGUGUUCAUAAAGAAUGGCAAGAGUUCAUAGAACUCUUUGGACAGGAGGCAGGGCAGCGUAUCUUCCGGCGACACAUCAAGAAACUGAGACAGGAAAAUGUCAGUAAACGCCUUCAUCAGUACAUGGAAAAUUUUUCGUGCGCCCUCCAAGAUCUCAUUCCAGAUAUUAAUUCACUCAGCAUUGAGAUAAGUGAUGACUGGACGCUACUCCAGAACUACCUGAAAAAUCACAUUGAUUUCGACCAGUAUUUUUUUGAGUGUCAUCAGGCUCCAUGGACAGAUUUGAGUGACGUUAGUGAUACAGAAGACGAGUCUCGGAUUCCUUUUGAUGUGUUGGACACACCUGAGGCUGAGACAGUCUUCAAGAAUCACGUGAAUGCAUUGCAACAGGAACAGAAAAGACUUGAAUGGAAGAAACAAUUCAAGAAGCUCUUGGAAGAAACUGGCUAUGUAACACCGGGAAAGCAAUUGUCGGAAGUGCGUGUCCUCUUUAUGGGACGUGAAUGUUUUGAAGCUCUUUCGGAGCACGAUUGUCAGCAAAUUUAUGACAAUCACCAGCGUGAGUUAAUUGAGAAGGCGAAGCACAAUUUCCAGGAGUUGCUCUUAGAACAUGCCGAUCUAUUUUAUCAUUUUAAAAGUAUAGACCCAUCGGGUACAAUAACACAAGAUGAUAUAAAAGAGAUAACAGAUGUGUUGCAAGAGGAUAUACGCUACAAAAUGCUUGAUAGAUUGGAUCAAGACAGGAAACUUAUGCUCUUUCAACACCUAGGUUUUGUACAUUGCCCAAUCAGAGAGCACUGUCCGGCUUUCCCAAAUUGCAUGGAUGCCCUAAUUGAAAGGAUAAUCACUGCAAAAAAAUCACAAAGUCUAUCACGAAAGAGCCAAUGGAAAAUGCAAAAGAGCUAUGAUACCAAUGUGAAUUUGCUGAUUCUUGGUGCUGAACAUUUGGCUGGUGAUUUAAUCAAUGAAAUAUGUCUUAAUUGUGGAGAUGAAGGGGAAUACAUAUAUGAUGGCCAGACGCAUUUCUUGCAAACAAAAAUAAUUCAAGGAAAUAUGGACAGUUUCAAGUCAAUAGACUUUCAAUCGAGUGGACUUGUCUGUGUAUACUCCAAUCAAAUGUCUUUUGAAUAUUUGAAGGAAAGUCUAGAAAAGAGUUUACUUUGCAAUCUAGAGUUAGAAGACAAAUUUGAAAAUUUACCACUCGUUCUCGUAUACCAACCCGAGGACUCUAAACUAGAAGAGACUGGAAUUGAGUUGCUGCGAAGUGAAGGACAUCAGCUAGCUGAACUUCUACAUGGUCUAUUCAUCGAUACAUCCCUUAACCUCUAUCACCAUCGACAGAGUCAACAUCAAAACUAUAUCUACGACAUAAUCAACCAUUUAAUUGAAUGUAUAAAAUCAUUAGAUCUCAAACCAGAUGAUCCAUUCAAUAUGAGUCCAGACAUUAGGAUAAUUCUAUGCAUGUUCUGUGGCGACCCAUUUUCCGUGGAGAAUGUUUUAAACUCCAUCACUGCUGACACAUCUUGUAUGCUCUCCAGCGAACGAAGUCUCAUGCUUGAGACAUUCCUGGGAGACACAAAGCGUCGAAUUGAAAUAAUUGUUUCUUCAUACCACGGAGCCAAUGCAUUUCGCGAUGAGCUUGUACAUGGUUUUAUACUCCUAUAUUCAACAAAGAGGAAGGCAUCACUUUCGACACUCAAUGCUUUCUCUAUGAAUAUCCCCAAUUUGCCGAUGCAAAUAAUGGCCAUGACAACUGAGAGUGGGAGUGCCAGUGCUUUCUUCAACAACGAAAUGUGCCAGUUACUGAUGACGGAAGGAAAUGCUACUGCCGAUCGUCUGCGAGCACAUUUUAUGACCUCCGCAACAGGGAAUCAACUCAAGAUCGCAUUCUACACGCCUUUUCUCAAAGAAGUUUGGGACAAGAAACCAGAAAUUGAGCAAGCUUUCCAUAUGGAAGAACCUGUUACCUUGGAUUCCGGCGAAGGAACUCUGGAGCACUCGAUGCAUCACCACUUACCUCAACCACCGCCGCGGCAUGAAAGCUACAUGAUGAAGAAUAAUCACGAUGGAUCAGGAAGCGAAAAUUACGAACACUUACCUACUCGGUCUCUUAACUCCCUUAAUGGACCGGACGAUAAUAUUAAGCUGAAUCUCAAUGACAACAGCGAAAAGUACCCCCAUCUUUAUAUGUUGGGGGAGAAGGAUAUGGGAAUAGACGAUACAUAUUUGAACGACGACGAUAAGGAUGAAAAGAGUCGCUUAAUUCAUCAAGGUUUCCAAAUUUAUCCACCGCCAACGACGCCACCUGAGCCCGCGCCACCAGAUCAUCACAUGGCCCCUACAGUACUCAUGCGGCAACUCAAAGGAAAUUUGGUGUCUGCAUCUCAAUCAAGUCUCGAUGAAAUUACAUCCGACGUGAGUGGAUCAAAAGAUUCACUCACAACACACGAUUCAGGUUGGCUGGAUGAUGCUCUAUUUAUUGGCCGUGAUGGUGACAAGCGCGACAGUGGUGGGAAUAAGAGAAACGUUCUGUGGAACAACUUUGGUGCGCAUCACGCUUUUACAACCGGGAGGCGACAGAAUGAGUCAUCAACUUUCGGCAAUAAAGUGCGACCAAAGGGACCCAGUCAAACAUUAAAGCAACCUGGAAAAUUGAAUCUAAAAAACUUUGCCAUCGUCAACGAUGCUAUAGCCCGAAUGAACGUUAAUAGUGAUGGAGGCAUUGACGGUAGGAUUUGCAAUAGUGCACAUGCAAAGAACCCCAAAGGCUCAAUAUUCGAUCAUGCCCCUUUGGCAGCUCCAGAGGAUGAUUCAGAUAACCCAGCCGAGGCAGGAUACAGUCAGGUUAAAGAGGUAUAUCAGGGUGGUGACACUGGCAGCAUUGAUGAUCAGCAAAUGUUCAACUACACUCUUGAUUCUACGCCUAAUAAGUCUAAGUUACGCCACAGACGGGAGAAGGAACAUCAAAAGUACUCUGACACAGAUUCGGAAUCAAGUUCAUUGGAGCGCAAAAAUAAUAGGGGUUUCGAUGGUUACUACAAAAUGAAUCGCAAAGGACAGACACACAAACGGAUUCGAAAGAAAAGAACAGCCAUUCCGGUUCAGCCACCAAAAGUGCCAUUUGGAACUUACGUGAGUCCUCCGGAAAUUCCAAUGCUGUAUCAAAGAAUGAAAGCCGGGGAGCAGGUAAAGAAACUGCUGCCAGCAAUGGUAGAAAAGCAUGUUGAAGAGGAAUCGAGUAUCGAUGUGUCAUCGCCGCGUGACAAUAAUUCACCAAUUUUUGGUGUCAUGCCCAAGGUCGUGAAAGAGUGUGAUAGGGAGAAAUUACUAGAUAACAAACGAGAAAAACAGAAGGGUCAUAAGGAAGAAGAAAAAAAUGAGAAAAAACGUGCCAAGGAAGACGCAGCUAAAUUGAAAAAAAUGAUGGAUAAGGAAAAAGAACUUGAAAAACGUAUGAAGAGAAAAUCAAAGAGGGUAGGUGUAGCAAGUGGUGGUGAUAUUGCACCUGCAUCCCUAGGGGAUUUUAUCCAAUCCGAAAAGAAUUUUAUUCCACUUUUCCUCGAAAGAUGCGUUCAAUUUAUUGAACAGGAAGGUCUCGACUCUGAAGGUAUCUAUCGUGUUCCCGGUAAUCGUGCACACGUUGAAUUACUCUAUCGCAAAUUCGAAGAAGAAAUGCAUGUGGACAUCGAAGCACUGGAUAUUCCUGUAAAUGCUGUGGCUACUGCCCUCAAAGACUUUUUCUCUAAACAUUUACCACCACUAUUUGACGAAAAUUUAAUGACGGAACUGGAAGACAUUGCAGGUUCUCGGGGAAUGGCUUCAAAUACUCUUAGCAUGGAGGUUAAAACUGAUCGCAGUUGUCGGCUUUUGGCACUUCGUGGACUUCUCAAUAAAAUGCCAGCUAUAAAUUUUGCUAUACUGAAAUACAUUUUUCAGCACUUUGUCAGGGUCUCAGAGAAUGCAAAACUGAACAGUAUGGACAGCAAGAACUUAGCUAUCUGCUGGUGGCCUACGCUUAUCCCAAUUGAAUUCACGGAUAUGGGGCAUUUUGAGCAACUGCGGCCAUAUUUGGAGGACAUCGUGCAGACAAUGAUAGAUCAAUAUCCCUUUCUUUUCUGUGGUAAGGAAGCUUUCGUGAUGGUGUGAAAGAAAGGGAAUUCUUCAUAAUCAUCUCAUCGAAUAUAAAUUUGCACCACUCAUUAUUUUUGGUAUAAGUCUCAAACUAAAUAUUCCAUUAUAUACUUAGUUCGGUAUUUUUUGAACAGAAUGUAUGAAGUAAUUUGAACAAUAAUUAUUAAUUACCAAAAAUAUAACGUAAAUGUGCAAAUGAGGUUUGAGACAAAAGUGUCUAUUAUACAUUUCUUGAGUUUCUUAAUUAAAAAUAAGGUAUAAAAAGUCAGAAAUGAAGCUUUAAUUAAAUUGAAAUGUUGAUAUCAUUUGCCAUAUUUUUAAAAAUCGAAUUGUGAAGCAUUUUUAAACUAUGUAUGUGUGUGUCUAUUGCAAUUACUUUUAGAAACUUUGUCUCUCUUCGAUAGAUGUUAAUAACUGAGAUAAAAUUUUCUCUCAGUAUUUAUUCAAUGUUUUACCACAUAUAUAUCAUAUCUUUCUGCACUAUUCUCAUAGAUAAAUAAUAUGAAGAAAUUAAUCACAAUCACAUUUUUAUGGGAGCUUACUUAAUAAAUAGCUUCAAUAAGCUACACUAGAGAAUA
Molecule: messenger RNA, 6683 nt
Organism: Lutzomyia longipalpis
Lineage: Eukaryota; Metazoa; Arthropoda; Insecta; Diptera; Psychodidae
Gene: RhoGAPp190
Product: rho GTPase-activating protein 190
Exons: 13
Coding region: 1099-6120 (1673 amino acids)
Biological process (GO): signal transduction
Molecular function (GO): GTP binding; GTPase activity
Source: RefSeq, a predicted model, not a curated record